AUGAAGUUUAUCGACGAGCUAGACAUCGAAAGAAUAAACCAAACUUUAAGUUUUGAAACAAACGAUUGCAAGAUAACCGGUGGUUGUGAUAUCUUCACCACGAAACCAGUAGCAUCAGAUAAGAAACUGUACAAGACAAUAGACCAUCAUCUAGAGACUCUUCUGCAAGAAAAUGAAAGUUACAAAGCUGCCGUACAUCAACAAAUAUUGAUGGAGGCUAAUAAUAAUCAUAACAAUAGUAAUACAGACGAUAACAAUAGUAAUACAGAAUCUCCCUCACCAUUUUAUCAAACAUCAAAGGAUAAAAACUCAUUUUGGGAACAGAAAAGACUAAUCAGUUUGAAGGCGAAUAUGAUUUAA
This is a messenger RNA of Naumovozyma castellii, 360 nucleotides long. It is a transcript of the gene MAF1, whose product is annotated as RNA polymerase III-inhibiting protein MAF1. NCBI's taxonomy places the organism in Eukaryota, Fungi, Ascomycota, Saccharomycetes, Saccharomycetales, Saccharomycetaceae. The transcript is spliced from 2 exons. The record is from RefSeq and is a predicted model, not a curated record. The coding region runs from base 1 to 360 and encodes 119 amino acids.